CUUGUGCGGCUGUGCUGGAGCCACUGCGGCUCACACUGCGGGCAGCAGCCGCCGCCCUUUAAAGCUCUCCUUCCACCUUCUGCUCACUUUUCACGAAUGUAUUGCUCUCCUGAAAGCUUCCCUUGCGUAUCUUGCUGAAUCUUCUCCCCAGACCCUACUCACCAGGCCUAAUCCGCAACCAGGUUUCACCAAUCAUCCCAAACGAGCAGGUUCUCGAAACAUAAUCCACCAUGAAGCCUCGCGACUACUGCUGCUGUGCCAUCCCAACGGUUUAUACUGGCAUCUAUGCUACUCUGGCUGAACAGUUUACGCUAGGCGUGGUGGCAGGUACAUUGUCGGUUGCUACUCCCCAAAUUGUGGGUGCGGUAACCUUCUCUGCUGCGAAAUGGAUCUUUGCAAUCGUCUGUUAUGUGGGUGCUGCGAUCCAGGUGUUAGGUUUCAUUGCCGUAUCCCAGGAGCGCUCUAUCAUGUAUCGGCGGUACACUACGCUACAUAUUUUGAUCACGGUGGCCGCCUUCUCUGUUGCUGCCGUCUGGAUAGCCCUCUCGGCGGCGCGCCACAACACGGCAAAAACCAACUGCGAAUCUCUCUUCUAUAACAACACGACCGAACCGUCGGAGGCAAACACGCUUUGCGAUAUUUUCCCAUGGGUGGACGUUGGUCUGAUGGCCGGAUUAUGGGUGCUCCUUGCUGUAGCCCAGCUGUACUUUUACGUCGUUGUUUCAUCCUACGGGACAGGCCAGCGACUCGACCACGAGAAAUAUGACUCAAUGUAUGAUCCCACGUACCCUCUCACUUCGGACAUUCCGCUAAACAACCGAGGUGACCCUUGGGACGCACGCCCAUCCGACGACAUACCCCGAUACCAACACGGUAGGGAGGACAGCUUUGGCAGCAUGGAACAAAUCACGGCUGACAAGCCGUACGACCCGUAUGGCGGUCCUGCCUAUCCAUCCGAAGCUUUCGCCCAGGAGCCAAAUCCGGCAUCACAUGUCCAGGACAGUUACUACAACUCAUACAACGCUGGAGGGAGCAUGCCUCGUCCGGAGACGGAGCAGCCUCAUCCUGGUGCGUGACGUCCCCUGCUUGGCUCGGCUCCUACAAAGGACUGUCCUGGCGACUCUCCUAGUGGGUCCGUAGCUACCCUGCAUGCUACCAGCCUCAACUUACACCCUUUCAGCUGAACGCUCAUUCAGGCGAAAGACAUCACGCCUGCAGACACCACUUUCAGAGGACUUUAGGAUUCCUUAGCGCAUCGAUUUUACGGACGAUUACACUAGUCUCUAACCUGAUAGACACGUUUUUUCUACGUUGUCAUCGAACUCGAAACGGACAUCACCUUGUAUUUUCUUUGUUGCUCAAUGCAGUCUCACGUGACCGUCACCGGAGACAGUUACAAUAAAUAUGUUAGAGGUUAGCUUCGAGCUAGUGCUACAACAGCGUAGCAGUAAUGCAGCAGCAGAGAAAGCCUGUACGCGACGACCAAAGCGAGCAAACAGGAAGGAAGAAAGCAGCAACCCUGUGUCUGCCAGUCGCCAGCAUAUCGCUGCAUGCAGGAUUGCCAGCAAGAACCGCCCCGGCGGUCAGUCAGCAGGGUUUGUACAGUGAGCAAUAAGAAACCUGAUGUGACAGAUAUCCAGAGGAUAUUGAUAUCUCAACGAGCACUUAGCAUCGCAGAUGCAUGGUAAUCCUGCCGUUCUUCGUGGUGCGGUAUCCCCUUAAAGGUUGAAGACCCAGGUCAUGCCGGUGAGACGACCCACCGACUGGUCGGCAAGCUGAGUGAAUGCCGAUGGAGAGAAGUCGAGCGAGAACUCGUCGCAACCUGUGCAGCGAUCCGUGAUAGCGACUGUGACCGACUUGCCUUCCCCUACCGUGCGUUCACCAUCAUUAAAUGAGCAGCAAGGGAAUUGUAGAGGAAAACUCACAGUUGGCAGUAACCUUCAUGUUACAGAUAGGGUUGUCGUUCGGGUUCACACCGUCAUAGCCACUUGUGAAGACGUGUCAGUGUUAUACAGAAAGCUAUCAAGUC
Molecule: messenger RNA, 2029 nt
Organism: Phanerochaete carnosa HHB-10118-sp
Lineage: Eukaryota; Fungi; Basidiomycota; Agaricomycetes; Polyporales; Phanerochaetaceae
Exons: 4
Coding region: 231-1076 (281 amino acids)
Source: RefSeq, a predicted model, not a curated record